AUGGUGACAGGAACGUGUCGGCGCCGCGGGCAGCACCAGGCCCCGCCGUCCUCUCGCCGCCUCCGGGGCGGGCAGGGCCCCCCAGGGAUGGGGGACACGAGGCCGCAGCCCCGCCGAGGCCCUGGCGGCGCCGCGGGGACGGAGCCGGGCCGCCGCUCGCCCCCGCCGCCCGCCGACGCGCUCGUCUUCGCCGGCUCGGGCCCGGACGACGUGGCGGCCGCUCGUGCCUUCUGGAGCUCGGCCGCCCUCCCGCCGCCCCUCGAGUCCCGCCUGGGCCCCGCCGCCCCGCGCCAGCCCCACACAUCCCCCGAGGCCCCACACCUCCCCCAGAAAAGUGAGAAAAACAGCCAGAAAGAGAGAAUCUUGGAAGCUCACAACAUGCAGAAAACUGAAGAAGAAAAAUAUCUUCAGCAGGCCAAGAAAAGAGAAGAAAUACUAGCUUUGCUGAGGAAACAGAGAGAACAAAGGAUUGCGAAAGAAUUGAUUUCUCAUCCAUAUAAACCAAAGACCAAAACAGAUCAAUUAAGGUCUGAGGUUGCUGACAAUCUGGUUAUGUUAUGACAGGCAGUUUCCUUUCUGGCACUUGGCUUUGACCUCCUGUAA
Messenger RNA from Dromaius novaehollandiae (emu), 603 nucleotides. RefSeq names its product HOATZ cilia and flagella associated protein (gene HOATZ). The record is from RefSeq and is a predicted model, not a curated record. Lineage: Eukaryota; Metazoa; Chordata; Aves; Casuariiformes; Dromaiidae. Gene Ontology annotation, biological process: cilium assembly. The transcript is spliced from 6 exons.